This is a messenger RNA of Durusdinium trenchii, 468 nucleotides long. Lineage: Eukaryota; Dinophyceae; Suessiales; Symbiodiniaceae. The record is from the annotation of a GenBank genome assembly.
AUGUUCCAUCCAUCGAAACGCGGCAGACCGCGGUGGUUUCGUAUGACUCGGUGGCGGUCCUGGGUGGUUGGCCGGAUGCCAUGUGCAGGAGCCGGUGCUGACGUCAUGUGGGGGCCAGGGUUUCAUCUUCAACAAGAUCAUCAACCUUGGUUCUCGCUACUUGCUGCGGAGCGCACCAGACGGAGCCUUCCUCAGACAGUGCAUGGCAACGGUGCAGGAGUUGGUGAGACCACCCUCGCGGUGGUUCCGAAUGACUGUGAGGCUAAGGACUUGGAGCCUUUCCAUCUUUCCAUCCAUUUGCCUUGGCCUUCCCCGAAGUCCUGUUGGGGUGUGGCGAGGCCCCAUUUGAGCGCCUGGAGCACUGGAGGCGCAGGCUAUGCUCGAGCCAAGCAGCUCUGCACUGAGGAGUUGGUCCAGGCCAAAGAUGCAGCAGAAGCUUUUCUGCGAGCUUCUGAGCUGGAGGACUAG